GUAGACAUUUUAGGCUCCAGGAAGAUCGAAUAGAAGGGCUGAAAAGAUAAAUAAAAGUGUGCGGUUUGAGUCUGCAGAUAGGUGGGGACGUUAUACCAUGAUCUUCCCUUUCCUCCAUAUUAUUUAAUUGGAUGACUGCAAAAGGGAUUUUGCCACCGCUCUAAAAAUCAUAAAGUGCUGCGUUGGUCUUUUGGUCUUUCCUUACUUCUUUUUCGGACAUUUUAAUGUAUACAAAUCGGUCUUUUUCUUGUUUCCUGCACAGUUGUGUUUCACCCCCCCGGACGAAAUAGGCUGUGGGCGGUGCGCACGGUGACGCUGUCAACUCGGGGGAUUAAAGUUUGUUUUCGCUGGAGGAGCUGGAGAAGAAGGAAGGAGGGGGAGACGCCGAAAAAAAAAAAAAAAAAAACCUCGAUGCGCCACCCCGGCAGCUCGGCACCGAGCUGGGAACAGCUGCUCUCUGAGACGGGCUUUUGGGCUUGACCUGGACGGACAAGACUCGCCUUUCACGGCUUGCGUGGGUCGCCUUCCAGCUUGUGUGCUUGGUCGGACACCGGGGCGAAAGUAUGCGGAUGUCCGUCGGUGCUGCGCGCACGCAUGUUUGCCUAGCCCUCGGUGCCGGUGUGGCGCAUCCGUGACCGUCGGCGAUUGGGGAUCUUAGUGGCUGAUCCGCCCAGUGAUCCGUGCCUGCCAGGCUGGGGUGUGAGCCGGGCAGCGUUUCCGAAAUGUCCGGCGCUGCGCCCGGCUGCGCGUUUCUCCGGCUGCCUCUGACCGGCGCCGCCGUGCGCGUCUGAGCACAGCCGGGGUUGCUGCGCUUCUGCAGACCGUUCGUUGGGCUUUAGUUACAAAGUACAGCUCAUCCGAUACUUAACUAUACUUUAAUGAACUAGUUAACAUACGAGUGAUUGCGGAGCUCAGCCAAGUGGAUCAAAUAUACUGCAUGUCCGAAAAAACGCCACUGGAAACGUUUCAGAUUUUACGGAUUUUAUCGGACUAAAUUAGAUAACGUUAAGGCGAAAACCAGCUCCCUUGAGAUUUAUAUAACCGUACAUCACUGCAAAAUUCCUCUUGAAGUUUGGACAAAAUGUCUGAAAACGCUCCUACGCGCAGCCUGGAUGACAUAGACCUGGGUGCUUUGCGGGAUCCGGCUGGGAUCUUCGAGCUGGUGGAAGUGGUGGGCAAUGGGACCUAUGGCCAGGUGUACAAGGGCCGGCAUGUGAAGACCGGCCAGUUGGCCGCCAUCAAGGUGAUGGAUGUGACGGAAGAGGAGGAGGAGGAGAUCAAGGCGGAGAUCAACAUGCUGAAGAAGUACAGCCAUCACCGCAACAUAGCCACCUACUACGGCGCCUUCGUCAAGAAGAGCCCCCCUGGCCACGACGAUCAGCUCUGGCUGGUGAUGGAGUUCUGCGGCGCCGGUUCCGUCACGGACUUGGUGAAGAACACGAAGGGGAACUCGCUGAAGGAGGACUGGAUCGCCUACAUCUGCCGGGAGAUCCUGAGGGGCCUGUCCCACCUCCACGCCCACAAGGUCAUCCACCGAGACAUCAAGGGCCAGAACGUGCUGCUGACUGAGAACGCAGAGGUCAAGCUGGUGGACUUCGGGGUGAGCGCCCAGCUGGACAGGACGGUGGGCCGCAGGAACACGUUCAUCGGCACCCCCUACUGGAUGGCGCCUGAGGUCAUCGCCUGCGACGAGAACCCUGACUCCACCUACGAUUACAGGAGUGAUAUUUGGUCGCUCGGGAUCACGGCUAUAGAGAUGGCGGAAGGCGCUCCGCCACUCUGUGACAUGCAUCCAAUGAGAGCUCUCUUCCUGAUCCCUCGGAACCCCCCUCCAAAGCUUAAGUCCAAGAAAUGGUCGAAGAAGUUCAUCGACUUCAUGGAGGGCUGCCUAGUGAAGACCUACCCCAGCCGGCCGUCCACGGAGCAGCUGCUGAAGCACCCCUUCAUCCGUGACCAGCCUACUGAGCGCCAGGUGCGCAUCCAGCUGAAGGACCAUAUCGACCGUACGCGCAAGAAGCGGGGCGAGAAGGAGGAGACGGAAUACGAGUACAGUGGCAGCGACGAGGAGGACGAGAACCGUGGGGACGAGCGUGAGUCCAGCUCCAUCCUGAACGUCCCGGGCGAGUCCACCCUGAGGCGGGACUUCCUGCGGCUGCAGCAGGAGAACAAGGAGCGCUCGGAGGCGCUGAAGCGGCAGCAGGCCCAGCUGGCCGCCCAGCGGCGCGACCCGGAGGAGCAUAAACGGCAGCUGCUGCAUGACCGGCAGAAACGCAUCGAGGAGCAGAAGGAGCAGCGGCGCCGCCUGGAGGAGCAACAGCGCAAGGAGCGAGAGAUGGUGCGGCAGCAGGAGAAGGGCCAUCGCCGACUGGAGGAGAUGCGCAGGGAGGAGGACCGCAGGCUGGCCGAGAGGGAGCAGGAGUUCAUAAGACAGAAGUUAGAGGAGGAACAGCGACAACUAGAAAUCCUCCAGCAGCAGCUGCUCCAGGAACAGGCCCUGCUCAUGGAGUACAAGCGCAAGCAGCUGGAGGAGCAGCGGCAGUCGGAGCGGCUGCAGAGGCAGCUGCAGCAGGAACAUGCGUACCUGGUGUCACUGCAGCAGCAACAGCAGCAGCAGCAGCAGCAACAGCAGGAGAAGAAACCGCAGCUGUACCACUACAGCAAGAACCUGGAGCCGAGCAGCAAGCCGGCCUGGGCGCGAGAGGUGGAGGAGCGCAGCAAGCUGAACAGGCAGGGCUCCCCCAAGAUCUGCACCACCGUCUCCGACACGGCCAUCCAGUCGCGGUCGGACUCCGUCAGCCAAUCGGGCGCCGCCCAGGCUGCUCAGACCCCGCCCAUGCAGCGGCCCGUCGAACCCCUGGGCGGCCAGGGAAAGUUCCAGAUGGCCCACCUCGUUCCCCUCAAGCCGUACGCGGCCCCCGUCCCUCGAUCGCAGUCCCUCUGUGACCAGCCCACUAAGACCAUGUCCGCCUUCCCCACUCAGGACCCCAUCCCUGCUCCCCGCUCCACCCCUUCCAGGGAGCUGGUCCGCCAGAACUCUGACCCCACCUCCGAGAGUCCCGCCCCCCAGCCUCGGCCAGUGAAGGAUGAGCGAGGGGCGUGGUCACAUUUGCAUGAGGCGGAGCAGCCUCCCAAGGUGCCUCAGAGGACGACCUCCAUCGCCACAGCUCUGAAUGCCAAUCUGUCCUCUGGGAUCAGACACCCCAUCAGAGCCAGCAAUCCGGACCUGAGCCGUAACGAUCGCUGGGAGCGGGGCGAGGGCCUGGGUGGCGCGGGCAACCUGCCGCAGACCGGCUCCCUGGAGAGGCACCGCAUGCCGGCUUCGGCGAAGAUGGACUCGUCCCCCAUCCUGCCCCAGGAGGGGCGCCAUAAGCCCGGGGAGUCACGGACCUCGUCCCGCCCCAGCCGCCCGGCCAGUUAUAAGAGGGCUAUAGGAGAGGACCAUGGCCUGUACCCUAAGGAGCGCCUGGAGGAGCCCCCCCGGCCCCCAGCCAAAGCUAAUGACUACUCGUCAUCUUCAGACAGCAGCGAGAGCAGCGAGGAGAGCGAGAGCGGGGAGGGCCCAGAGGAGGAGAGCCCCACGGAGCGGCCGCGGGACGCCGACGCCGACUCCGUGAGCACCAUGGUAGUCCACGAGGAGGUGGGCGAAGAGGAGGAGGUGCAGCAGGCCGGAGGGUAUGGGGACCAGACCCUGCUGGUUCAGCGGACCCCAGAGAAGCGCAGCCACAAUGGCUACACCAACCUGCCAGAUGUGGUGCAGCCAUCUCACUCUCCCACAGAAACUGCCUCCAACUCCUCCCCUGGGAAGGACCCGGCCUACAAUUAUCAGUCCAAGGGAUUGGUCAAAGCUUCCGGCAAAUCGUCCUUCACCACCUUCGUGGAUCUUGGGAUGUACCAGCCGCCAGGGGGGGGAGGAGAUGCUGCCUUUCAGCAAGGCCUCGGCCCCCGGUUCGAGCAGCUCAAGAUGGAGGUGAGGAAAGGCUCGAUGGUGAACGUCAACCCAACGAACACCAGGCCCCCCAACGACACCCCCGAGAUCCGCAAGUACAAGAAGAGGUUCAACUCGGAGAUCCUGUGUGCUGCGCUCUGGGGGGUGAACCUUCUCGUGGGCACAGAGAACGGGCUGAAGCUGCUGGACCGGAGUGGCCAGGGGAAGGUCUACCCCCUCAUCAACUCCCGGCGCUUCCAGCAGAUGGACGUGCUGGAAGGCCUCAACCUGCUCAUCACCAUCUCAGGCAAGAAGAACAAGGUUCGCGUUUACUACUUGGCCUGGCUGCGGAACAAGAUCCUCCACAACGACCCCGAGGUGGAGAAGAAGCAGGGCUGGACCACCGUGGGCGAGAUGGAGGGCUGUGUGCACUACAAAGUGGUGAAGUACGAGCGCAUCAAGUUCCUGGUGAUUGCCCUAAAGAAUUCUGUGGAGGUCUACGCCUGGGCACCCAAGCCCUACCACAAGUUCAUGGCCUUCAAGUCCUUUGGCGACCUGCCGCACAAACCCCAAUUGGUUGACCUGACAGUGGAAGAAGGUCAAAGGUUAAAGGUCAUCUAUGGCUCCAGUUCAGGUUUUCACGCCGUUGACGUCGACUCUGGGAACAACUACGAUAUCUACAUCCCGGUGCAUAUCCAGAGCCAGGUGGUUCCCCAUGCCAUCGUGUUCCUGCCAAACUCAGAUGGCAUGGAGAUGCUGCUGUGCUACGAAGACGAGGGCGUCUAUGUGAACACCUACGGGCGCAUCAUCAAGGACGUGGUGCUGCAGUGGGGCGAGAUGCCCACUUCCGUGGCCCACAUCUGCUCCAACCAGAUCAUGGGCUGGGGUGAGAAGGCCAUCGAGAUCCGCUCCGUGGAGACGGGCCACCUGGACGGCGUCUUCAUGCACAAGCGAGCCCAGAGGCUGAAGUUCCUGUGCGAACGGAACGACAAGGUGUUCUUCGCGUCCGUCCGCUCCGGCGGCAGCAGUCAGGUUUACUUCAUGACCCUGAACAGGAACUGCAUCAUGAACUGGUGAAGCACAGGAAGCUGUUAACCCCACCCCCACCAUGCAUUUUUGCAUCCCACCCCCCCCAGUCCCCACCCCCUGCUGCCCAGUCACACCGGUCUCCGGGGUUCGGCUCCUGCUGUUCACCACCCGCCCUUGUGGCCUUUGCCGACCUCUGAUUGCAGCACAGCCACCCCUGUCUCACUUUGGAAUAUAUUGGGGUGCUGUUGGGGGGGGGGGGGGGGGGUGACACUGAAUGGGGAGCAUAAUUAAAAAAUGAAUGUAUAUAGUGUAUAUAGGUGCAGUGUCAUGUGACACACACCAGUGGGGGAGCUGCGCUGUAUCGGAUCACCGUGAGGAGGAGGAAGAGGAGGAAGGGAGCCAGGAAUGUGGAUUUCGGACCUUUCCUGUACAUAAUUGCUUCUAGGCCUAACAUGCACUGUAAUGGUGCCCCCUAGUGGAGCGUGAGAGCAUCACUCUGUUUGGCAGGGUGGACAGGCGCGUGGAUGAUCUGCACACUGCAAGAAAAUGAUACAAUUCUGUGUUUUAAGCAGGGAAACGCCCUCUGACAGGAGUCGCCGUUUCGUUACGAUGUCCUGCUUCCCUGGGAAGCCAUAGACUGGGGCAGAAUGCUGGAGCUCUCACCGCUGCCUUCGGUAUAUGGCUGCUUCUUCUCAGGGGAGGGGCUGGGAGCUGAUCUGAGCACAGAUUGAUGCAGCAUCCCUGACAGCUUUGCGCAGGACGGCGUAUCCGUUUUCAACUCCUUUUUGCUUAAAUCUUGCAUUUAACAACUGUCUUUCUCCUCUUUUGUUCUUGAUUACAGAGGUACUCGCUGUCACUUUAUCCUGCUGUACAGAUCCAGCGUUUCCUGUCUGUUGUCUUUAAAAAGGGAGGUGUUGGUACCUCCCAGUUUUCCCAUGGGGGGGGGGGGGGGGGUGGGGGGGUGGGGGGGGGGGGGGGGGGGGGGGGGGGCUGGUUUGGUUUGGGUGUGGUGGGACAGAAGAGCAAUAUUUAUGUGGUUCCUGAGCCAGCAUUGACUCUAUGCUGACUAGCCAGUGACUUUUUAAGCUACAGAUGACAAGGUGGCCUGAAGCAGUGCAGGAGUGCAGUGACUUUUACAGUGCGGCGUCGGAAUGUCUAAGGCGGUGUUUACCCCCUUUUUAAUUAUUUAACGCUAAUCAAAAUACUUAACUUGAUUAUACAUCCAGAUUAAUAAUAUAAUAAUGGUUGAAUGUGGUAAAAUAUCAUUUGACAAUCCACUCGUGUUCCCUUGUGGCGUCUUUUCUAAUAUGAAGUUUAGUAUAAUGAAUCAGACAGGUGCCUAUGUCUCUAAACAGCACAGAACUGGUUGUAAACAUUGUCUUUUUUCCCCCUAACUUUUUGUAUAACCCAAAGUCAGUUUUAAAUAGCUCAACCGUAUGUUAUUCAUUAAUGUCAGUACAUCAUAGGAGUGUACUGGGAUUAAACAUUAAUUUAGGAUAAGUUUUUUUUUUUUUAGAAAAGCAUCCUUAAAUUUCAUAUGCGCAGUGUCCAUGACGGCCCUGCAGUCAAGUUUUACUUUUUCAUAGGCGUGCUCCACAUUAUAUAUUUGUAUCGUAAUUAAACAGCACACGGAUCCGCGCCUCCUAUGAUCAGAUCGCAUGUAGACGGGAAGCGCGUUGACCGGCAGAUCGCCACGCGCGACUCCGGCACGGACGUCAAACGUCUUUCGGGUGUCACGCAGCACUUCGGGGUCCCGGCUGAGACUAAAUCCAAAAUGUGUUUAUGUGCGUUAAGUUAGACUCUGACAGGGAUGCGGUCUAUAUAGUGCCUUGGAGUGAGGGGAGGAUGGGGAGUGAGAAGUGGCACUUCUGGGGUCCACCACUAGAGGUCACCAACUCCUCAAUUUCUUUUCUGCAGUGAAGUGCACUUCAACUGGUGAAUGGUGGGUAAUUCAUAAUUCUUUUAAACAUUUAAAAAAUUAUUGGUUUAAAAAGCUUAAUUGUCGUGCUCUUUUAUUACAAAUUUCUUCAGGCUUCAGGUUAUUGAGUGCACAACACCAGGUAUCGGAGUAAAUUUGCUUAUUGUAACAUAGGAGGUGGAAAGAACACGCGUGUAGAAAAUCUAUUUUAAUCUCAGCUCAGUGUGUAAUUCCUUUUUUACGCAUUUGUUUCUUAUCUGUCAUUCCACAGUUACGUAAACAUGUUUUGGGGCUAGUCUGGACAUGCAUUUUAAGAACUCUUGGUAAACUCCCCGCUAUAUCGAUGGUCAUGGUGCUGUGUGCAUUCCACCUUCCAGAAUGGGGGGUUCGCUGGUGUCGGUAGAUGGUAGUUGCGAGCUGGGACAUACCAUCCCUGCUCAGACCAGAACAUACCAACUCUGGCCUCCCCUCCUGCCUAAAUGGACUUUUCUGUAACGCUGCACCCAGGCGGCAUUAUUGGUAAAUGCUGAUGGAGACAGUUUUAGCCCAAUGAGGCGAGGAGGGCGUGUCCAGAGGUUCGUGAUUUGCACCUUGACGCGAGAGACAAUGAAAGUGAGUGUGGUUCAUGCACAAGAUGUGCUGAAAGGCUUUAAUAUGUGAUUUAUUAUAUGACAUGGAUGUGAGUCGUUGGCGACCAGAGAGAAGGGGGGGGGGAGAAGGGUGUUGAGAUUUAACAUGAGCUUUAUGUGGGUGGAUUAAAUACCAUAUUCCGAGUAUUUUAUAUCCAUAGUCUAUGAAAAAGUUUUAAUGAAGUAGCAGGAAUUAAACUACAUGUGUACAAAUUAUGGUGUUUUUCUGCUUUAAUAAGUGCCAAAACUGUUUGUUCUUGAGUUUUGAUGAUACACGACCUCUCGUGUGUCCCUGCGCGUACAGCCAUGUCCAGGGCUGGUCAACCAAUUAAGUGACACAGGCAGCCGACCUAGGACGCUAUCCUCUGAGUGGCUCAUGUAGAGCAGUCUGAGAUCCGUCGGUUGAUUGGCCGGUUAGUUGAUUUGCCGCCCUCAUGAAGAGCAGGUAAAUGGGUGUAUUUCUGCAGCAAUUGGUUAACAGGCUUCUACUUCUUGUAUAACUCACAAGUCCGGCUCUUCAGCAUCUCUUCUGUAGUUUGAAACAGAACUGCUUAUAACGUUUAAAACGUAUGCCAGCCUGUGUUUUAAAAAAAUCGCACGUUGUACUGUCCUGUGUGGCGGGGUGGAGGAUGUAAAGAGUUCUCUCAAUUUUUGAUAGAUUAAGGUGGUGAACGGGUUCGGCCACCGGCUGUGAUUGUACAGGAUGAAAACGAGAGCAGAUCUGUCUGAAAGUAGAUAAUUCCUGACUGACGGCAUUUGUCUCAUUGUAUUUGCUGCAGUGUCUGUGGAGGGGGCGGGGCCGGGGCUGCAGCCCCGCCUUCUCUCUGAAUGUCCGCUAACUCGUUAGAUGCUCAUUAAGCACUGUCCCCCAAGGCCUGUUUCACAAUUUAUUUAAUCAGUUUUUUUAUUAUUAUUUUCUGCUGUCCGUGUUUCAGCUUUUUUUAUUUUUUUUAACAAACUCUUAAGUCAGUUUAGCCUGAUUACUACGAGUGUGCAUUUUAAGCAGUUAUUUUGCAUUCUAGAAAUUAGUAUCGUAAUAUGGUGUCAUUUUUUUUUUAUGCGAUUCGUUCGUGGGGCUUGGUCGACAGUUGGCCUUUGGCGCUGAAGAUCAGACAGAGCUUGUUACAAAAUGAAGUUUUAUCUGUAUUUAGGUUUUACAAUCUGCGUAUGAUUUUUAAUGAUUCUCUUGCUUAAUUCUGACGAAAUUCUUUUUUAGACUACGUCCAUUUCAGGAUGGGCCACACCUAUUUCCGGAACUUGCGUAUUCGACACUUAGGAGAUGGAGUCUUAAGGUUGUGUUGACAGAGAGCCCGAGUCUGUAAAGUCUUUAUGCAAAACAAAUAAAUAUAUUGAUAUCUGUCA
Molecule: messenger RNA, 8863 nt
Organism: Paramormyrops kingsleyae
Lineage: Eukaryota; Metazoa; Chordata; Actinopteri; Osteoglossiformes; Mormyridae
Gene: mink1
Product: misshapen-like kinase 1
Biological process (GO): protein phosphorylation
Cellular component (GO): cytosol
Molecular function (GO): protein kinase activity; ATP binding
Source: RefSeq, a predicted model, not a curated record